Hibiscus syriacus is the source of this 600-nucleotide messenger RNA. RefSeq names its product triacylglycerol lipase OBL1-like. Gene Ontology annotation, biological process: lipid metabolic process. The record is from RefSeq and is a predicted model, not a curated record. Gene Ontology annotation, molecular function: triacylglycerol lipase activity. Lineage: Eukaryota; Viridiplantae; Streptophyta; Magnoliopsida; Malvales; Malvaceae. The coding region runs from base 1 to 600 and encodes 199 amino acids. The transcript has 2 exons.
AUGGCGAAGACCCACAGUGGUUUUAUGAAAGCUCUAGGCUUGCAAAAGAACAAGGGUUUCCCCAAAGAUCAACACUCGACUGACAGCCGCCAAUACGCUUACUACACUCUCAGACGAAAGCUGAGGGAGGUCUUGCAAGUGAACCCAGAAGCCAGGUUUAUACUGACUGGGCAUAGCUCGGGUGGGGCAACGGCUAUUCUGUUUGCUGCUGUGCUAGUGUUGCACCAGGAGGAAUGGUUAUUGGAGAGAUUGGAUGCGGUUUACACCUUUGGGCAUCCCAGGGUUGCGGACUCUAAGUUUGGGGAGUUUAUAGAGAAGAAGUUGAGCAAAUUUGACGUUAAAUAUUACAGAUAUGUUUACAACAAUGACCAUGGGCCUAGGUUACCCUAUGAUGACAGCAUCUUCUUUUUCAAGCAUUUUGGAACCUGCAUCUUUUUCAACAGACGCUAUGAAGGGAAUGUCUUGGCAGUGGAACCUGAUAAGAAUUUAUACCCUUGGCUAUGGACAUUUCCAAAGAUGAUGGAUGCAGUUUGGGAGUUUAUUAUGGUUUCAUUCUGCCUUAAAAAAAGGGUCGAGAAUACAGGGAAACCUGGCUUAUGA